GUCAGGAGGCCAGAGUAGCAUCUGCUGUGUCAGAAUGUCUAGUCAUUCACCUCACUUCAUCUCAUCAUGUAGGCAUUGUAUCAUCACACAUCAUCACAAGAAGAAGGAUGGAUCUGAGAACGCUGUCUGGGCUUGGUGCCAAGCGCUGGUAUUUCAUAGCAGCGGCCGCCUCACAGACGAGCCGUGGGAAGCAGGAGGGAGACUCUCUCUUAGGGUGCCACUACUAUGGAGACACAGCUGGGCUGAACAAGAUUUGCUUCAAACGACAACAAGAGAGACAGAAAGUAUCUGGUUCAACCGCUGCCCAAGCAGGCAGGCACCAGAAGAGCUAGCAGCCAAUCCGGCCAUGCUCGAAGCCAGCUCUGCGGCUCAGCCAAUCAGUGACAUCACUGACAAUUUAGAAGUAUAUGUACACACUCCAAUCCAGAGAUCAAGGAGCCGUGAAGAUAUGUUCUGCAGCUGUCUCCCUUUGAAGUUCUUUGCUCUGACACUUCAGAUAACAAUAUAACUCCGGUUUCCAGAGAACGAACAGCCUGCUCUUCAAAGAAGAGGUGAAUAUCUUACGUUGACAGGUUAACUUCAAGAAAGGUAAUCCUAAUAAAUAGAACUUGUGGAGCCAGUGUUAGGACUAAAAAAAUGCUUUUUAUUGGCUUGUUUGUUGAGACUAGGGAGAAGCAAGCAUGUUAAACGAAACUUAUUUUCUUUGUGCAAAAGUCAUUCCUGUAUGAUCUUUUAAUAUACUUUGCAGGAUUUGUAGGAAAGGAGAAGGAUUCCCUUUCUGUUUCAUACUUCAGAAGGUAAUUAAAUCACAUCUCUGAUUUGAUUAGGAAGAGAAAGCCAAAUGAAUUUUUUUUUUAAAUCAUCGAAUAUGUAAUUAAAGAAAAAAAGGGAGAGAAUUGAUUUCUUUGGUACAGAUUUAUAUUUAGUAAAAUUGGAGAAAUUAGGCAGGUUGCAACAGUUUGUUUAUAUAUUGUACCAAUUUCCUUGAAUUCAUAUAUAUGUUUUGUUCAUAUUAAAUGAUAUAAUUAAGAAGAUAGAUCUAGUGCUGCUUAUUUGUGGGGGCCAUCAGAAAUAGGGUUUCUCUUAAUGGGAUUGUUGGUUGUUUGUUUUUUUUUUUAUUGUAUCAGUGAUAUGUAGUUGUCAUUUAAUUUAAUUUAAGCAUUUGAUUUAGAUUCCAAUGUAGAUAUAAACAGCAUAUUAAAAGGAAUAGUCAUGUUUCUGCCAUUUAAUAGAGUGGUAUAUAUAUAGAUACAUAUCUACCAUAUAACCUUAAUUUCCUAGUUAUGUAAUGAUAUUUAUAACAUUUAACCUGUAAAGAUACUAUAAGGGUUAAAUGGGAUCAUUUAUGUAUAAACAUUAUUUAUGAUUUUUUAAAAAAAAUCAGCUUUAUUUUUGUGUGUGUAUAAUAAAAUACUAAAAUUUUAUGUGUACAGGUUGCUGUUUUGAAAAAUCCAUACAGUCAUAAAACCAUCACCAUAGUCAUGAUAGAGAACAUUUCCUUCACCUCCAAAAGUUCCCUUGUGUUCCUUUGUAGCCAGCAGCCUCCACUCAUCUUCACUUCUUUCAACCAUUGAUUUACAUUCUGUAUUACAGUUUUGCAUUUUCUGGAAUUUCAUAUAAAUGGAAUCAUACAGUAUAUAGUAAUUUAUAUCUGGCUUUUAAAACUCAACAUAGUGCUUUUGAGACCAUCCACAUCAUUGAGGGUACCAAUAGUUCAUUCCUAAUUAUUGUCAGGCUGUAUUCUAUAUUAAAUGAAUAUACCAUCAUUUGAUUGACAUUUGGAUUAUUUCCAGUUUGGGGCAAUUAAAAAUAAAGCU
Molecule: messenger RNA, 1817 nt
Organism: Leptonychotes weddellii (Weddell seal)
Lineage: Eukaryota; Metazoa; Chordata; Mammalia; Carnivora; Phocidae
Source: RefSeq, a predicted model, not a curated record